This is a messenger RNA of Drosophila willistoni, 661 nucleotides long. RefSeq lists its product as uncharacterized. Gene Ontology annotation, molecular function: chitin binding. The transcript has 2 exons. Bases 115 to 408 code for a protein of 97 amino acids. The record is from RefSeq and is a predicted model, not a curated record. Lineage: Eukaryota; Metazoa; Arthropoda; Insecta; Diptera; Drosophilidae.
UAGCUGUGAGAAUAGCAGCACACACCAGAAUAACUAAUAGACAAUAAUUCUAUCUACCAACGGAAAUUUUUCAAAUCAAUUUGAAUUUCAAAGAAGAAAAAAAGAUAAUACAAAAUGCCUACCGCCGCCGCUGCCGCUCACUUACCCGUCCAAAAGCGUAAAUACCAUGAACAUAAUGGCGAACCCGGCUGUCAGGGACUGGAGGAAGUGAAUCGCAUGUUCCGCAACUUCUGGGAUCCCACGGCAUAUUGGGUGUGCGAUAAGCAGGGUACACGUGCUCGUCUUCAACAUUGUCCGCAAUCGCAAUUGUAUUCCGAGGAGCUGGGUCGCUGCAUACACUAUGCCGACUGGAGCUGGACGGAUUUCAAAGAGCCACCAAGCCGUCCCAAGUCGCAGGCUCUGAACUAAGCCUAGACAACUUGCCCUAACUAGAGCUGACUCAUUAUGCUUAAUUAAUUUAAUAAUUAUAAUCUAAGACAUCAUCAUCAGACAAAAAAUAUUCAAAUCCAUCUUUAGUUUUUACGUUAUUAUUUUCAUUUGUACAAAAAUGAGAAAAAAUAUAAGAAAAGAAAAUUUAAUGAGAAAAUGAAAAAUCAGUACGAGAAAAAUUUGCUCACAUUUCAACAGUUUUCUUCUAAAUAUAGAUAGAUUUUGAGCUUAA